AUGGCAAGCACAUCAACAACACCCCGGACUCCGGUUCGGACUGACCCUUCCGCUGUCGCCGCAGAGACAAAGGAUCAACGCAGAGCGUCAUCUUUAAGCUUCCUUCGUCGCUCCAAAUCAAUUGAACUCUUGGGUGAGAGGAGACCAUCUGCAAGCAAAAGUGGCAAGAAUAUACCGACGGAAGCGGAAUCUCACCAUCAACGCGCAUCAAUGCUAUACCACCAACCUCCCCGUCUUCCAAGCUUGUCUCCGGCUCCAGUCCUGGACACUUUUGGUGGCGAGUCACCACGAGAAACCACUGCAGCGCCUCCCACCCAGUCUCCCGUGCCCCGUCCGCAGAGUGUGUCCCGCAGUACGAUGAGUACGCCAGUGAAGCCAGAGAGCAGCGAUCCAUACGCGCGCGCGGAGAGCAUGGCAAACCGUGGACGUUAUAGCUAUGUAAGCAGCGCUGCUAGUUCCGUCAACAACCCGCGUCGUCUACGUCGUCGCAAAGAUCCUACUCCAUACAAUGUUCUUGUUGUCGGCGCAAGUAACUCGGGCAAGACAUCGUUCCUCAAGUUUCUCAGAAAGUCUCUGGAGCUGCCCAGCAAGCAUUCCAAUCGUCAGCCGAGUGGCCUGGAAGAUCAAGAGGGCCUGUCUACAACAGGUGAAGGCUAUACUUCCUCCUAUCUUGAGACUGAAAUCGACGGUGAGCGGGUAGGCCUCACUUUCUGGGACUCACCGGGCUUGGAGAAGAACAUUGUCGAUAUUCAACUACGUGGUGUAACAGGCUUCUUGGAGAGCAAGUUCGAGGAAACCUUGAGGGAGGAAACGAAGGUCAUUCGCUCUCCCAACGCCCGAGACACGCACAUACACUGCACUUUCCUGAUUCUCGAUCCCGUACGCUUGGAUCAGAACAUUGCGGCCGCUGAAAGAGCAGCGCAAGGGACUCCAAGAUCAACCGACUCAACCAUAAUUGGCAUCCUAGAUGAGAGACUGGAUGUGCAAGUCCUACGAACCAUGGUGGGAAAGACCACUGUCGUCCCCGUAAUCAGCAAAGCCGACACAAUCACUGCCGGGCACAUGGCAUACUUAAGGAAAGCAGUCUGGGAAAGUCUCAAAAAGGUCAACAUAGAUCCCUUAGAAAUAUUGACUCUGGAAGAUCAGGAAGAAUAUACUUCUUCAGAAAGCGGUGACGAGGAGGAGUCUGGCGAUGAUGAGGGAAUCUCUAGAUCUUCCGCCCCAUCCGAGCCCAGCCAGAACGCUCCCGAGCCCCAAGCCGUGCCUCAGCUACUUCCCUUCACCACUUUGUCUCCCGAUCCAUACUCGCUGAAAUCUGGGGAUGAGCCCAUUGGCCGCAAAUUCGCGUGGGGUUUUGCCGACCCAUACAAUCCAGAGCACUGCGAUUUCCUCAAAUUGAAGGAGGCUGUCUUCAACGACUGGCGGAUCGAGCUUCGGGAAGCGAGUCGUGUGGUCUGGUAUGAGAGAUGGAGAACCAGCCGCCUCAACCGUCAUGUCGCCACGUCUCCUGCUCCUUCCAAAGAGCUUGCCCAGAAGAAGGUAUAUGGCGGAAAGACUGGGCCUGAUCUCCGUCGCGAGAGUCCUAGAAUACAGCUGCACUGUCGCAUGGUUGUUGACGGCGCGAAAAGACAGCAACAAAUAUGCCCUGGUUACACUUUUGUCUGCAGUGUUUGUGUAACUCUGGAUGACCACUCGCUGCAAUUUACGCAGCCUUCUUCCUCAUCCAUGUCACUCCAGGUGGGCGACCCACGGUCGCGAGGCCGUUCCAAGUCCCCAGGCGGCCGUAUCCGCGAUCGUUCCAAAUCUCGCGACAGUCGGCAGCCUCCAACCCUUGACCGCACUUAUUUAUCUUCCGCUCCGGCGGACGGGAAGUUGAGGACCAGAUCCAGGAGCAGAGGUGCUGCGCCAGGUGACUUUUACCGGUCUCAUUAUCGUUAUGGCCCCUCUGAUAGCCGGGAUCCUUACUUAGGAAUCGAGCACGGUCGAGACUACUACUACCAAUCUGAUUCGGGCGAAAGCAAAGGUGCAAAGCGCGACAGUAGAUACUCUUCUUCCGCUCAUCGCCGCGAUGCGCGCUACGAGAGCUACUCGGAGAAGUCGUACUCGGACUCGGAGGAUGAUGCGCUUGCCUACGGUGACCUCCCAGAUGAUGACCUGGAGCGAAGUUAUUACGGCUAUAAGGGUACCGGCCGCACUGCGUCACCGCGUCAUGGGGGCGCUAUGAUGUCCGGUGCACUCAAUCCGGGUGUACCCCCGGCUGGGGCGUCAUUUCGCUCUGGAGAUGGCAUCAAGGAGCGGCAUCCUCACGCUCAACCUUCACAUUACGGUGGCCCUCUUGCUUCAUCUACCGUACCAUCUACAUGGGCACCGAUACCUGAGUGUGAGCGGCCGGGGUUUGUACCUCCAUUGCCUCAGAGGCCUGAUCGAGCAAUGCCUGGUGCAUUCCCAGCCGGCUCUACUCAGCCUGAGAUGCCUGCCGCAACCGCUGCAGCUCCAAUGCCUACAUACAGAUAUGUCGAUCCAAGUUCGACACAGAACCCUUAUGCGCCGCAGAAUGGUCGCCCGCUGUCGGUGUCUGCUGCCAAUACAUACGCAGCUGGAGUGGGCUCUUCAGCCCAUCAACGCUCCGCAUCGAGCGAUGCGGCAAUCAAGCCUUCAUAUGCUGCCCCAACCCCGUUUCAGUAUGCACAAGUUGAUCCCAACGUGAAACACUCGACCAAAAGUGCCGCGCAAAAUGCUACCAAGCCGGUCACGUAUUCCACGGCGCCUCAAUACUCGAAGAGCGGCGGCGCACAGGCCAAUGACUCGCCCUAUAGUGGAGUCAAAUAUACGGCUGCUCCUCAACCUCCUAAAACUCCGACCAGUCGUCAGGAAAGCGGUCCGCAGUACGUGGAAAUUGCACCUGGAAACCGGAAUGCUGGCCGACCUCACAGUCACUCCGUAUCGUCGGCCCAUAAUCUCACAGUUGCUGGCCCUGACCCGACUCAACGACCGGCCAGCCCGCUCCAAGAGCCGUACAAAGGGACCUAUCAAAGUAUAUCGCCGAUGCCAUCACCUAUUGUCAUUGCGUCACGGUACGAUGAUGACGUCUCAGACCUAGAGCUAGUGGGCACUAGCUCAGACGAGGGAAAGAGGGAACACAGACGCAAGAAGAGUAAGGACGAGAGGGAGUUGAAACCCGAUCGUGUGAAACGGGAGAGUAGCCGAGUACGGCACGAACGACAUGGGUCCACCGGUCCUGACGCUCUCGUCAUGAUAACCCCCAGCAGCGGUCGAAAACGAGUUACCUUCUACGAUGCAGGUCCUGAUGCUCUAGCCUUGCAACAGGCUCUAUCGCACACGCGACAUGUCGACAAUAAGACCCUGAUCAAAGUGCUGCCACACUUGACAAGCGAUGAAAUCCUGGAUCUGCGCAAGGAGUACAAAAAGCACGUCAAAGUCCACGGAAAGGGAGUGAACAUGGCGAAGCACGUCCGACUGAAUCUGGGCAACAGCGCUUUUGGCAAAGUAUGCUAUGCUACGGCUUUGGGACGUUGGGAGUCCGAGGCCUAUUGGGCAAAUUGCUACUACCAGUCAAGUACAUCUCGGCGUGAACUCCUGAUUGAGUCUCUCUUCGGUCGCACAAAUGGCGAAAUCAGUGAGAUCAAAGAAUGUUUUCGGGAUUCACGGUACUCGGAUAGCCUGGAAAAGUGUAUGAAAGCCGAACUGAAGGCAGAUAAGUUCCGUUUGGCAGUCCUACUUGCUCUCGAAGAGACUCGACAGAACGAACGAGAUCCACUUGAUCCAGAACUUAUUGAGCGAGAUGUGCACGAGUUACAUCGCGCUCUGGUUUCGCGCCAUGGAGGUGAGACGGCGAUGAUCUAUAUCAUCGUCCGGCGAAGCGAUCCUCAUCUUCGAGAAGUGCUACGCGCUUACGAGAAGGUCUACCAGCGCAACUUCGCUCGGGCCAUGAUGGAAAAGUCGCAAAAUCUCGUGGGCGAGACACUUGCACAUAUACUGAACGGAGCAAUCAAUCGACCCAUGCGUGAUGCUCUCCUUCUGCACCAGGCGCUACGCGAAUCACGUACGGGUAAGGAGCGGUCCGAGCUCCUGAUCUCACGACUGGUCCGGCUUCACUGGGAGCCACGACACUUGGAAAAGGUCAAGAACGAGUUCCGGCAGCGGUACCGCGAGCGGCUGGAAGACGCCAUUGCCGAGGAAGUAUUGACAAGUAGCGGAGGUAGCGAAUGGGGAGAAUUCUGUAUCGAGCUAGCUCGCAGCUCCAAGAUUCUUGUUGGCCGCGGUUGA
Messenger RNA from Aspergillus aculeatinus CBS 121060, 4287 nucleotides. It is a transcript of the gene anxc4, whose product is annotated as annexin ANXC4. Gene Ontology annotation, biological process: cytoskeleton-dependent cytokinesis. NCBI's taxonomy places the organism in Eukaryota, Fungi, Ascomycota, Eurotiomycetes, Eurotiales, Aspergillaceae. The coding region runs from base 1 to 4287 and encodes 1428 amino acids. The transcript has 7 exons. Gene Ontology annotation, molecular function: GTPase activity; calcium ion binding; GTP binding. The record is from RefSeq and is a predicted model, not a curated record. Gene Ontology annotation, cellular component: cell division site; septin ring; microtubule cytoskeleton.